This is a messenger RNA of Batrachochytrium dendrobatidis JAM81, 444 nucleotides long. RefSeq lists its product as uncharacterized. The annotation marks the transcript as partial. The transcript is spliced from 4 exons. NCBI's taxonomy places the organism in Eukaryota, Fungi, Chytridiomycota, Chytridiomycetes, Rhizophydiales. Gene Ontology annotation, biological process: double-strand break repair via homologous recombination; DNA recombinase assembly; double-strand break repair via single-strand annealing. The record is from RefSeq and is a predicted model, not a curated record. Gene Ontology annotation, cellular component: nucleus.
UUUACAGAAGCUCAGCGUCAGGAAAUUGUCGAGUCGUUGGCCAUGAAGCUUGGUCCUGAGUUCAUGUCGCAUCGGAGUGGUCCUGGAGGGUCCAAACUCACAUAUUUAGAGGGUUGGAAAUCAAUCAACCUUGCCAAUGACAUUUUUGGUUUUGAUGGCUGGUCAUCUUCUGUGAUUGAUCAAACAGUGGAUUUUCUUGAUAACGAUAAUGGAAAGUAUAGUCUUGGUGUUUCAGCUAUUGUUCGAGUCACUCUUAAAGAUGGUACUUUUCAUGAAGAUGUCGGAUAUGGAAGCAUUGAAAACUCACGUUCCAAGAUUGCUGCGUUUGAAAAGGCAAAAAAAGAAGCAGUUACAGACUCGCUUAAGCGUGCUUUGCGAUGUUUUGGAAACAGUCUAGGAAACUGUUUCUAUGAUAAAAACUACAUGAAAAAACUAUCCAAACUA